Haliotis rubra (blacklip abalone) is the source of this 1702-nucleotide messenger RNA. Its product is annotated as coiled-coil domain-containing protein 89-like. The record is from RefSeq and is a predicted model, not a curated record. The transcript has 7 exons. NCBI's taxonomy places the organism in Eukaryota, Metazoa, Mollusca, Gastropoda, Lepetellida, Haliotidae. The coding region runs from base 107 to 1174 and encodes 355 amino acids.
UUGUUUUGGUUCGCAACAGAGCGUUUGAGAAUGUUUCAACAUCACUAAUACUUAUCUUUGAAACACAUCACUUCCAGUCAGGGUAGGAAGCAAGACCCGGUUAACGAUGUCGUCCGUCAAUCAACAAACACCCCGAAAUGUGCAUCAAGUCGUCAGGGAUAGCAAAAUGGACAUGACUGAUAUGGAGCAGACUUUAUCUAAGCUCCGUGCACUGUCAGAAGAUGAUAAGACAGAAGCUGGGAUGCUGAGAUCUCGCAUUGAUGAACAGUCACAACUUAUUAUGAUUCUCAAACAGCGGGCUGAUGAAGCUGUAAUUCGAACUCAAACUCUUGAUGCUAUAAAUAAAGAAUUGAUGGAAUUUCGAGACAAUGCCAAUGAGCAGUUGCAGCAUGAGAUACGGAAGUUCAAUAUAUUAGAUUCCAGGUUUAAUGACUUGGCUUCAAAUCAUGAAGAAAUGAUCAAGUACAAAGAUGAGUACAAGAGAGUCAAUCAAGAACUGAGAGCUGAAAACGCCAAAUUGAGAGAAGACAAUGCUAAACUGUUUUCUCAAGCGAUAGUGGAGCGAGAUCAAAAGAUACAUGAGCUGGAUAAGAAGUGUUCCGAGCUGAAGUCACAAUACAACAUCAUAGAACAGAGAUGCAGGCAAAUGCAGUUGGAAUUUAAGCAGAAAGAAGAAACCUACAAGUCCGAGAAUCUGAAUCUACAAGAUACACACCGCAGUGAGAUGUCUGCCCUACAACACAAACUGCAGGAUAUGGAGGAGAGGUUGAAAGGAGCUACACACAAGCUCCAAAUGCAGAUUGACAAUAAGCAGUCGGCCAGCUUUGAGGCCAGCAGUAAGAUCGCUCAGCUGACCCGAGAGAAGGAUGAACUCCUCGACCUUGCCAUGCAGAGAGGGAAGCUCGUCACGAAGGAGCAGACGGACAACAAGAUUCUGCAGAGGAAAGUGGAAGAGAUGGAGAAAGCUGUCCGAAAGAUGGAGGAGAAAUUUCAAUCUGAAGCAUCAUCGGUCAAUGCCAACCUCCAAGUGCGGAGGUUACGAGAUGACUUGUCAGAGGCCAACAUACGACAAAAGGAAGUGCUCAAGGAAUUUGAUGCUUUCAAGAAACACUCCAACAAUCUGCUGCAGAAAGAACGAGAGCUCAAUGAAAGAUUGAGACAUCUGGUUGGCUGAAGUUACGCUGUCAGUGAUUGGCCACUUCAGAAAAAGACUGAUUAUAUCUCAUUGGGUGAAUCUUCUGAGGUCAACAGUAUGAGUCUAGAACAAGAGCACUAAGGAUGUCAAUGCUACUCUCAGUAUUUAUUCAGAGAAAUUCUACCCUCAGCAUCAUCAGUUCCUGGGUAUUUGUGGUUCAUCAUGUUAAUAUGCUGUUAAUAAUUACCCUGAUUACAUAGAGACAAGAUCUGUGUAACAGAGGAUGGUAGCCAAAAUAUCUUGACAAGGCAUACUUAUUGCAACAGCUCCUUUAAGUCUGCUAAAUAGGAGAGUUUUGAUUAUCUUAGCAUUACCUGUAUGUGAAAUGUAGUUAGUUACUCCACAUACAGUAUUGAUCAUACAUGUUGUAUAAAUAUGACCCUCAUAGGUCUGUCAUUGGUACAACCAGAAAUUAUUGAGAAUUUAAAGAUUGUAAAUUUUUAUAAUUUUUCAUUCAUUACUCACAUAUUGAAUGUGAAUAUUAGCAGAACAUAACUCCAGAUUCAA